This is a messenger RNA of Gossypium arboreum, 573 nucleotides long. RefSeq lists its product as uncharacterized. The coding region runs from base 1 to 573 and encodes 190 amino acids. Lineage: Eukaryota; Viridiplantae; Streptophyta; Magnoliopsida; Malvales; Malvaceae. The transcript is spliced from 2 exons. The record is from RefSeq and is a predicted model, not a curated record.
AUGGAUUUUGUAACAGGGUUGUCUUUAACUUCUGCUAAAAAGGAUUCAGUUUGGGUAGAAUUAUGUGAACGUUGGAUAUUGGGUCUUAAGCUGGUUUCUAAAACUGAGAACACUUUGAGAGUAAUUAGGGACCAACUGAAAGCCGCAUCUGAUUGGCAAAAGUCGUAUGCUGAUAUAAAAAUGAAAGAUAUUGAGUUUUCUGUUGGUGAUCAAGUUUUCUUGAGAGUGUCACCGUGGAAAAAGGUCAUCCGAUUUGGAUGCAAAGGCAAGUUAAGCCUGAGAUUCAUUAACCCUUAUCGUAUCUUGAAGCGUGUCAGACCCGUUUCUUACCAGUUGGAAUUACUGCCGAAGCUAGAUCAAAUUUACGAUGUAUUUCAUGUCUCGAUGUUGAGGCUGUAUCGGUCGAAUCCGUCACAUAUUGUUGCUGUCAACGAGAUUGAAUUGCAACCAGAUUUAACAUUCAAAGAGGAACCUGUCCAAAUCCUGAAACAUGAAGUUAAGAUGUUGAGGAAGAAAACGAUUCCUCUAGUGAAAGUCCUGUGGCAAAACCACGGUACUGAGGAAGCCACAUAG